Messenger RNA from Staurois parvus, 320 nucleotides. The record is from the annotation of a GenBank genome assembly. Lineage: Eukaryota; Metazoa; Chordata; Amphibia; Anura; Ranidae.
UCAGCGACUUACAGCAGGACUGCAGUGGGCAUUCUGACACUGGGGGGAACUGACUUGGUGUCACUGACAUCCCAAUGAAACGAAUACAGUGAUCAGUGCUAAUAAAAAGCACUGACACUGUACUAAUGGCAUUGGGCAGGAAGGGGUUAAUAUGUGGGGCGAUCAAAGGGUUAGCUGUGUGUCUGUGCUUCACUGUAGCACACUGCUUUGCAUGGCUGUGCUAUGCAGAGUCAUGCAUAGCAGUGUGCAGGAGCUGACAGGGGAGAGACCUGUGUGUAAACAACACAGGUCUCUCUCCUGCCAGCAAUAACAUGCUGCUG